Messenger RNA from Hydatigera taeniaeformis, 630 nucleotides. The record is from the annotation of a GenBank genome assembly. NCBI's taxonomy places the organism in Eukaryota, Metazoa, Platyhelminthes, Cestoda, Cyclophyllidea, Taeniidae.
AUGGCUAUGCAUCUGAGCCUCCCCUCCCACCAACUGCCAGUGCUGACUGAAUCGACGGAUGAAAUUGCCGAGGGCAAUUCCCUUGUCCACUGGAACCUUCCUGAGGAAUCUCAGACUCAUUUUGAAUCGACUCCUACGCCUCGAGAAGGCACAAUGUGCACGGACAAAGCAAUUGGAUCGACAACUUACGAACCCCAAUACAAUGCCUUAAAAGCAAUGGACUUUGAUCCCUUUUCAACUUUACCUAUUGUCCAAAGCCUCAUGCAGUCUAUUUUACAACCACCGGAUGUAUUCACCACCGAGGUCUUUCAAGAUUGGCUUCUCUUGGUGACAAUUGAGGGACUGAAGUUCAUCAAAGACAUUCCAGAAAAUCCCGCCUCAGUCAUGCACAUGCCACAUUCACAUCAAAACCUCUGUCUCGGAUGGUUCGCCUUCUUCUGCGACUACCUACCACGGGCGGUGGAGGCACACCCGAGUGUCAAAGUAUGCACCUUUCUGGCCAGAGAGAAUCACGACUUCAUUACAAGUUUUCGUCAAAGGUUAAAUCAAUGUCUUAAGGAGGUCUUUAAUAUGGAACCACAUUACGAGGAGGUCUACCGUGAAUGGUGUCGAUUCUAUCAUUCACUUUGA